Messenger RNA from Trichoderma atroviride IMI 206040, 1353 nucleotides. RefSeq lists its product as uncharacterized. Gene Ontology annotation, molecular function: catalytic activity; pyridoxal phosphate binding. The record is from RefSeq and is a predicted model, not a curated record. NCBI's taxonomy places the organism in Eukaryota, Fungi, Ascomycota, Sordariomycetes, Hypocreales, Hypocreaceae. Gene Ontology annotation, biological process: biosynthetic process.
AUGGAAUCUAAAGAGAUUGAUUCCGGCGUCUUGACUGCGCUGGCAAAGCAAAUGCGUCUUUCCGCUACUUUGGAAAUAAAUGAGCUUGUUCAGCAGCGCACAGCCAAAGGCUACAAAGUUGUGCACCUGGGAUUUGGCGAAGCUACCUUUCCUAUCCAAAAGGAUGUAGCUGCGGCUCAUAGGGAAGCCAGCAAUAUCACCAGCUAUCUUCCAGUUGCAGGAAUGGCCGAACUGCGACAAGCUAUUGCCAAAUUCCAAUCUCGACGUCUCAAGAAUAAUAUCCAACCAAGCCAAGUUGUUGUGGCUCCAGGAUCCAAGCCAUUGCUCUUCGCGCUUUUCGAUCUUCUUCAAGGGGACGUUCUGCUCCCGCGGCCAUCUUGGGUCAGUUACGAGCCUCAAAUUACCCAUGCAGGAAAAAAGAUCUUUUGGGUGGAAACGGAUGAAGAAGAUCGCCAUACUAUCACAGAAAGUUCUCUGCAAUCAGCAUUUUCACGCGCAGUUGAACAAGGUGGUAAUCCUCGAAUAAUGCUCAUAAAUAGCCCUUCCAAUCCCACUGGUCAAGCUUUCAACACAAGUGAUAUAGAGAUUAUCAGCACCUUUUGCAAAAGCCACGAUAUUACUCUCAUUAGCGAUGAGAUUUAUUCCGAUAUCAGCUUCUCCGAAGAAACCAGCGCAACUCCGUGCUCAGGCUCGCAAUUCAACGUCGGCCAGAAAAUUCUGACUGGUGGGCUUUCAAAGACAUAUUCCGCCGGAGGAUGGAGGGUUGGCUAUGCCAUCUUUCCUGCAAACGACUUCGGAGAGAGAGUACAAUCGGCAGUCUUGGCAUAUGCGUCUGAAUGCUGGUCUACGGCUUCAGCCCCCGCCCAAAAAGCCGCCGCGGUAGCGUUUGAUACCAGUCCAGAAAUGGAUCUGUAUCGCAGCCAGGUUGUGUUAUUGCACAAGCGAUGCACCUUGGCGCUGUAUCAUGCUUUGCGUCAAUGCGGCCUCGCAGUUUCAGAGCCAAAAGGUGCCUUUUACGUUUAUCCAUCCUUUCAUCCGUAUUCCAAGCAGCUUAAAGCUCGCGGCAUUCGGAACAGCCAAGAGCUAUCCCGCUGGCUUAUUGAAGAGUGUGGUGUCGCAGCCCUUCCAGGUUCGGCAUUUGGCGAGGACGAUGCCGGGCCUAUUGGUGGUCGGUAUCGUCUGCGGAUGGCCACAAGCUACCUAUAUUUCCGGGAUCAGAGUGAAAGAUACCAAGAUGGAUAUCGCAUUCUCGAUUUGGCUUUGGACGCGAAUAACAAUCUCAAGCUGCCUUUGCUAGACGAAGCUAUUCAGGCCAUCCAAAAUGCCGCGGCAAAGCUUCGAUUAGCGCCAUAA